Molecule: messenger RNA, 1646 nt
Organism: Panicum virgatum (switchgrass)
Lineage: Eukaryota; Viridiplantae; Streptophyta; Magnoliopsida; Poales; Poaceae
Product: serine carboxypeptidase 2-like
Exons: 9
Coding region: 71-1468 (465 amino acids)
Biological process (GO): proteolysis
Cellular component (GO): vacuole
Molecular function (GO): serine-type carboxypeptidase activity
Source: RefSeq, a predicted model, not a curated record
UUCUAAUACGGCAAAGUGUCACAAAUUUGCAGUUAAGAAACUCUAAUUCUCUAAUCCGAUACUGGGCACGAUGGCCGGUAGUUUCCCUGCAGCUCCAGUACUCCUUGCCGUGCUCCUGGCAUCGGCAUGGCGAGCAGCGGCGACGAGCAGUAGCGCUGCCGACCGCAUCGACCGGCUUCCCGGGCAACCGGCCGUAGACUUCCCGAUGUACUCUGGGUACGUCACCGUCGAUGAGCUCGCCGGACGGGCGCUGUUCUAUUGGCUGCAGGAGGUGCCCCCUGAGUCCCAGCCGGCGCCGCUGGUGCUGUGGCUGAACGGUGGGCCAGGGUGCUCGUCGGUGGCGUACGGCGCGUCGGAGGAGCUCGGCGCGUUCCGCAUCCGGCCGGACGGCGCGACGCUCUUCCUCAACGAGUUCCGGUGGAACAGAGCGGCGAACAUCCUGUUCGUGGACUCGCCGGCCGGCGUGGGGUUCUCGUACACCAACACCACCUCCGACCUCUACACCUCCGGCGACAACAGAACAGCUCAUGAUUCCUAUGCUUUCCUGGUGAAAUGGUUCGAGAGGUUCCCGCAGUACAAGUACCGGGAUUUCUACAUCGCCGGGGAGAGCUACGCAGGGCACUACGUUCCUCAGCUGUCCCAACUUGUGUACCGGAACAACAUCGGCAUCCCGAAACCCAUCAUAAACUUCAAAGGCUUCAUGGUCGGGAACGCGGUGACCAACGACCACACCGACUACGCCGGCAUGUUCGAGUCGUGGUGGAACCACGGGCUCAUCUCCGACGCCACGUACCAACUCCUCCGGGCCACCUGCCUGAACGACUCCCUCAUGCACCCCUCGCCGGCGUGCAACGCCUCCCAGGACGCUGCCGCCACAGAGCAGGGCGACAUCGACAUGUACAGCAUCUACACGCCUCUGUGCAACCAGACGGCGACGGCGGCGGCGGCGGCGACCAAGAGCCGGAGGCCGAUGCGCCGACACCCAUGGAUGAGGGGAUCGUAUGACCCGUGCACCGGAAGCCACUCAACGGUCUACUACAACCGGCCGGAGGUGCAGAGGGCCCUCCACGCCAACGUCACCGGCAUAAACUACCCUUGGGUCACCUGCAGCGACCCCUUGUAUGAUCACUGGGGAGAUUCACCAAGAUCCAUGCUUCCUAUCUACAAGGAGCUUAUUGCAGCUGGCCUUAGGAUAUGGGUCUUCAGCGGAGAUACUGACGCAGUGAUCCCCUUGACAUCAACAAGAUACUCCAUCGAUGCUCUGGGCCUUCCAACUACCACGAGCUGGUACCCGUGGUAUGAUCACAAACAGGUUGGCGGGUGGAGUCAAGUGUACAAGGGCCUGACCUUGGUGACCAUUCGUGGCGCAGGGCAUGAGGUUCCUCUCCACAGACCGCGACAGGCUUUCAUAUUGUGUCAGCACUUCUUGCAGGGGAAGGCCAUGCCGAAAAAUGGAACCACCUCAUAAUUAGAACUUUGUUUAUUCUUGUUGGCACAAACAGGGUGAGAUAUCAUAGUAACCAUAUUUGCGUCAUGUAAAGCAUUCGAGAGUUAUGCUUUCAAAUAUUGUAUUUCGAUUGUACACGAGACAAUAAAUGAAACAAGAACAAGCACAUGAGAUAGAUGUUCUUGUUUUUCUGUUCUUC